This is a messenger RNA of Podarcis muralis (Common wall lizard), 3322 nucleotides long. RefSeq names its product abraxas 2, BRISC complex subunit (gene ABRAXAS2). Gene Ontology annotation, cellular component: nucleus. Gene Ontology annotation, biological process: attachment of spindle microtubules to kinetochore; mitotic spindle assembly; protein K63-linked deubiquitination. NCBI's taxonomy places the organism in Eukaryota, Metazoa, Chordata, Lepidosauria, Squamata, Lacertidae. Gene Ontology annotation, molecular function: polyubiquitin modification-dependent protein binding; microtubule binding. The record is from RefSeq and is a predicted model, not a curated record.
GCCCCGCCUCCAUUACGUCACCUCUUCUCUAACUCAGCUCUGGGGAAGAGGAAGCGGUUCAACCUCCAUUGCGGUCAAUAGGAGAUUUCCUAUAAUUGGUGGGAACCGGGGGUGGGCCACUGGCCCCAGUUACGAGAAAUGAAAGAAGGCCUUGCUCCGAAUCCUGACGUUCUCCGCGCAGCUAUUUCGCCAUACCGCGCCUUUUCACUAACAGACCCCGGGUGCUCCUGAGGGGCCUCUUCCCUCACACCCAUGGGCUUCUAAGGCUCGCGGGGAAACUACGUUUCCCAGGAGACCUCGCGGCGCUCGCCGGAAGCCCGGGCGCGAGGGUGAGCCGGGGAGGCGCAGGUGCGGUGGCUUGUGGGACCGUCGUCGGAGGUGGUGGCGGCGGCGGCGGCGGUGGGGCUCCAUCAUGGCGGCUUCCAUUUCAGGCUACACGUUCAGUUCCGUUUAUUACUACAGCACCAACAGUAGCGCCGACCAUGAAGGAUUUCUUUUGGGAGAGAUAAGGCAAGAGGAGACGUUUAGUAUUAGUGACUCUCAAAUCAGCAACAUUGAAUUUCUGCAAGUUAUUGAUAUCCAUAAUCAUGAACCUUGUUCCAAACUCUUUAGCUUUUAUGACUAUGCGGGCAAAGUCAAUGAAGAGAAUUUGGAUAGGAUUCUUAAAGAUCAGAGAAAAAACGUUAUUGGAUGGUACAGAUUUAGGAGAAACACCCAGCAACAAAUGUCAUAUAGAGAACACAUCAUUCAUAAACAGCUGACACAGAUUCUUGGAGUGCCUGAUCUUGUCUUCCUUCUCUUCAGUUUCAUCUCAACUGCAAAUAACUCAACACAUGCUUUAGAAUAUGUUCUCUUUAGACCAAACCGAAGGUAUAAUCAAAGAGUGUCACUUACUAUUCCUAAUCUAGGCAACACAAGCCAACAGGAAUACAAGGUCUCUUCAGUGCCAAAUACUUCCCAAAAUUAUACCAAAGUUAUUAAGGAGCAUGGUACUGCUUUUUUUGAUAAAGAUGGUGUGAUGAAGGACAUCAGGGCUAUAUAUCAGGUUUAUAAUGCACUUCAAGAAAAAGCACAGGCAGUAUGUAUAGAAGUAGAGAAGAGUGAACAAGCUGCUGAAACUUUCCAGGCAGAAGUCAAUAAGCUAAAAACACAAAUCUUGCAAAAGAAACAAGAAAAGGAGCAGGAAAUAAGACUGCAGCAGGCCAUCUUAAGCAGACAAAUGUCAAAUGAUACCUUGGAGCCUAUAUUUAUCCCCCGAAUGUCCCAUGCUGGAUUUGUUGCAGAAGGUAGUAAUCUUGAAGAACCCGAUGCCUCUGAUCCUCCUCCUCCUUAUGCUGACUUGAGUGUAAUCAAUCACGACAGUGCCAUACGCCCUGGUGUUCUAGAAAGCAAUGUUUUCAUGCCUCGACCUCAAGCAGUAGGCUCUUCCAGUUAUGUUUCCACAAAUACAGGACUGAAGCUUUCAGGCAAUGGAACAUCCAUGCCAUCCUCUUCCCAGGCGACUGUCGGUGACAAUGUUAAUGAAUCAGAAGACAGUGACUGUGAGAAUUUUCUUGAACCUACAGAGUCAUCUGACAAUGACUACGCACAGACAAGAAAUUCUCGUCCCCUGACACAUGCGGAUGGAGAUUCCAGGAACACUCAAAUCUCCCAGAUCUAAUGGAACAUGAGCUUAAUAUAGCACUAUCUUUCCUAAAUGUUACAGAAAUAUUUUGGGAUUUAACUUGGAGGAAAUGAGCUACAAAAGUGGAUUAUUGUGCACAGCAGAUGUAGAAGACUUGAACUUAGAUGGCUUAUUCACUUUUGUGAUACAUUUUUGCAAGUUUUGUAAUUGAAUCAUUAGGAUAAUCAAACUACUAAUAUUGAUGAAAUUCAUGGAUGUACUGGUAAAUAAGCAAAGUGAAAUUGGGGGGGGGGGGAAUCCUGUGGCUUUUGUUGCCAUAUUCUCCAUAAAAAAUGGAAUUUAGCAACUAAGCGCACUCUAAUGAUCUCAAAUCAAAGCUUACCUCGUGCACUAUCAUGCCUUGAAUUUUGGGGGAGGGGGGCAUUUCUAAGAACUUUGAUCAGCAGGCUUUUUAAUGGUGAAGCCAAAUAGAUCAUUGCCAGAAACAAAAACCUUUGAUAAUUCCAAGCAGCCUGAUUGGAACAAAUGUGAGCUAUAUUCUCUGCAUGCUCUUUUAAUAGAGAUGAAGUUUGUUUCAAUCUUUUUCUACUAGCCUAAUGUCUAUCACUUAAAAUUAUGGUUGCCUUUUUAUGUAGAAAAGUGAUUACCAGUAAAUCAUCAGUGAAUGUCUUAAGCAUAACUACUCUGACCUUGGUGGAUUUAAAGUGACUUUCCCACACUAUCAUCAGUUGCAUUUUUGUUCUAAAAAUAAUGAAGAGCACAUAGCAGAAAGUAGUGAAAUAAUGUGGUCAUUUCUGUCAGGCACCGAACAUUUAAUGCAAAACUUCAUGCAACUUUCAAAAUAAUCCAGAUUUACUAUGUAAACCACUUUGAGUCUCUGUUAGGGAAAAAGGUGGGAUACAAUAAUAAAUAAAUUAAAUAAAUAAAUAAUAAAAUACCAAGUCCUGGAGAAUGGAAGAGGCUGUCUAGCGCAAUCCCCUAGGGUUUUCCUCUUAAAUUAAAACUAUAGCUCUUCUCAUGUUUGGGUAAGAACCUGCGAGGCAUGAAGUGGAAUCCGUUUAAAUAAUUUUUGAAUGCACUUACUAUAUUUUUUAUUUUAUGCUUGCAGGAGAAAAAUUGCCCAAAAGAUGCAAAAUAGUGCCACUAAGUAUCGAACUAGGCAUUUUCUUCAAUUAGCAAAUGGCAAACCUUUAAUUCUGUAACAAUUCGCCUUUGUUUUAUUUAAUCCAACUCUUGAUUAAAACCCCACAUGAAGACUUCUUUUAGAUAUAUGAUUGCCUACAGCUAAAAACUCAGUAGCUAAACAAUCCCACAUCUGUCUGUUUGCCUCUCUGUUGUCUGUACUAAGUAAAACCAAGUGGCUUUGAAAUAUGAUAAAAAAUACUUCUAUCUCCUUGGACAUUUGGGACUUUAUAAACAUUUCUGUUUUCAGUACUUAACAUACUAUUUGGCCUUAACAUGAUAUGUUUUGUUUUACAUUGCUGCAGUCUGUUCUAAUUAACAAAAAGUGUGUUUGGGUUUUAUUAAAUUUGGGUAUCUACAAGCAUCUGUUGUGCUGGUUUGUUAAAUAAGUGCUGUUGCCAUCUCAUCAGUUCAUUCAAGAAAUUUUAUUUUUAUCUCACUCAAACUUUUAAUGUACAUCUCUGACAAAGCAGUUAAAUGUGACAAUAAAAUCUUAUUUAAUCCUUUAUCUUUUAA